CUUCCGGGGCGGGGCGCGGUGAGCUCGGUUUUCCUGGGCUUCGCCUCUCUCGGUAUCUGUCUAGUCCUUCGCAACUGUAAUGAGUUUCCUCAAAAGUUUCCCGCCACCGGGGUCGGCUGAGGGGCUUCGGCAGCAGCAGCCAGAUACCGAGGCUGUGCUAAAUGGGAAGGGCCUUGGCACCGGCACUCUUUACAUCGCUGAGAGCCGCCUGUCUUGGUUAGAUGGCUCUGGACUGGGAUUCUCGCUGGAGUACCCCACCAUUAGUCUGCAUGCGGUGUCAAGGGACCUACAUGCCUACCCACGCGAACAUCUGUAUGUUAUGGUGAAUGCCAAAUUUGGAGAAGAAUCAAAAGAAUCUGUUGCUGAUGAAGAAGAGGAAGACAGUGAUGAUGAUGAUGUUGAACCUAUUGCUGAAUUUAGAUUUGUACCUAGUGAUAAAUCAGCAUUAGAGGCAAUGUUCACUGCAAUGUGUGAAUGCCAGGCUUUGCAUCCAGAUCCUGAAGAUGAGGAUUCAGAUGAUUACGAUGGAGAAGAAUAUGAUGUAGAAGCACAUGAGCAAGGGCAGGGGGACAUCCCUACCUUUUACACCUAUGAAGAAGGAUUAUCCCAUUUAACAGCCGAAGGCCAGGCCACAUUGGAGAGAUUAGAAGGAAUGCUUUCUCAGUCUGUGAGCAGCCAGUAUAACAUGGCUGGGGUCCGGACAGAAGAUUCAAUAAGAGAUUAUGAAGAUGGGAUGGAGAUAGAUUCGACGCCCACAGUUGCUGGGCAGUUUGAGGAUGCAGAUGUUGAUCACUGAGAAUGACUUCAUGCUGCUUUGAGAUUCUGUGCAUAACGGUAGGAGAGAACUUGGUGCCUUUUCCACUGUGGAGUGGGUGUUGAUGAAAGUGUUUUUCCUUUUUCAAAACUUACCUGAUGAACCAGUUCUUUCUUGAGACAAACGGUACCGAGACAAGUUGUCACCAGCAGAAAAAAAAAUGACCUUUAUUAACAAAGGUGAAUUCACUUGACCAAGAGGGUGUUUGUAGUUUAUCAUUUGUCCCCAAACUUUCUGUGUCCGGGCACCCUCUGAGUAGGCCUGUAGUCCCUGCCGUCAGCGUGCGCUUCCUCCGUGACCCAGCAGGGCCACGUGGUGCAAAGGCGCGGGCACUUGCGCUGCCAGUAGACUGGCUGCGAGAGGGGCUGAGCCCAAGACACACCCCUUAGGGCCUGAGGAUAACCUUACCCUGAGAAAGUCAGACAAAGAUCUCAGAGGGGCCCUGGCCCGUGCUCCUUCUCCACGGGGGCAAGGCUCUUUUUACUGAUUCGGGACCCAGAUUCAUUCAUUCAGGCAUCUUGAGGGAGCCGCUUUGGAAACACAUCCCAGCCACACAUGCUACGCAAGUGCUUCUGACUAGCUUUUGUUCCUUUCACCGUGUUUUACCAGUCUGUUCUGUUAUAACCUCUUAGGUUAUAUCCUUUCAUUUCUAGACUCUUAUUUCAGUUUCUGUAACAGAACGCGUGAAAUUGGGAUGAAGACAUCAAAGUAUUGUACUUCAGAUGACAAUUGUUUUGUCUUUGUAAUAGCUUAAAUAAAUCUAGAUUUUCUAUAUUA
Phyllostomus discolor (pale spear-nosed bat) is the source of this 1591-nucleotide messenger RNA. RefSeq names its product chloride nucleotide-sensitive channel 1A (gene CLNS1A). The transcript has 7 exons. Gene Ontology annotation, biological process: spliceosomal snRNP assembly; chloride transport; cell volume homeostasis. Gene Ontology annotation, cellular component: cytosol; spliceosomal complex; pICln-Sm protein complex. The record is from RefSeq and is a predicted model, not a curated record. The coding region runs from base 80 to 796 and encodes 238 amino acids. Lineage: Eukaryota; Metazoa; Chordata; Mammalia; Chiroptera; Phyllostomidae.